UGUUUCAAGAAGUGAAGGAUAUUCUUAGUACUCAGGUACAUUUGCAUGAAACUAUGAUACGGACAAGCGACUUCUACAAGACCACUUACACAGAGAUGUCAAGACAGAUGAAGACCUUAGAAGAGAAACUUCCAUCAGUAUCUCCUGCUCUCCUGACUUUGGCUUUUGAUCACACAAAAAUCGCAACCACAUCUACCAGCAGGAAUUCAGGGAACAGAAAGCAAAAAUCUCAUAAGAAGACUCUUCCUAAGGUAAAGAAGUCUAGAGAAGUGGAGGAGAUACCUUCAGCUACAGAGAAUGUGGAACCUCCAGCUGCAAAGAAGACCAAAGUUUCAAAUACAAAGAAGGAGAAAAAACUACACAGAAGCAGAAGAUCAAACAGAAGAAAUCCCUUCAAGCUGCUGCAGUCUCUUUGCAAACAAGCACAAUGUCGGAAGAUAAUCCACAUACUGAGUCAGUAGUACAACCAUCAACCUCGCUCAUGGCAGACCCUGUAACUCCUCUAACAGAACCUACCUUGGAUGACUGGUGGUUGGAAUACACUCAACUCACUAAAGACAUUGAACAACAAGAGAAACAACAUCAAGUCAUGGAGAUGAAUGUUACCGGUGAUUUAUCCAGAGGUGUUACUGAUCAUUCAAUAGUGGAACAUCCAUAUGAAGAAGAGAAACUUACUCUCCUUCAAAAAGAGCGUGGCAUAUGUCGUCACAAUAAUAUGUUACGUCACGUGAGUUGUCAUAGUGGACAAGUCCAUUGUCAUGUCUGUUGCAAGGAACUUAUUGACUGUUUGUGUUACUAUGAUCCAGAGGGGAUGAUGCAAGACAUGCUAUCUCAAGACUUUGAAGGACAUAUCCUAUCAGUGUAAAUUCAGAAGUGUUUUGUUGAUAUGCUGUAACAUAAUGAUUAUGUAUUGUAACAAACUUUUGUAAAUUGAAAUAGGGGAAAGAAGUGGAAUGAAUAAAUAAAUAAACCUUAUGUGUUUUACGUUAUAUAUUGUUUAGUAAGUCAUAUUAUGAAGACUUUUCCUCGCUUAUUAUCUAUAAGUGAGCAUAUAUUCACUGCCAAAGUAAAUGAUAAACUGAAUGAUAUACAUGUACCUUACAGUGGUUUGAAAAAUAUAAACAGUAACUUCUUAAAUAUAACUGUAUCAAGUUUAGCCUUCGUCCUAAUUGAACUAGAGAGUGUUUUAUUGGACCUGUCAACAGAGACUCGCACUUCUGUAAUUCAGGCCAUUCCUUUGAUAUUGCGGACAAGCAUCCGAAUUCUUUCGCCCUCAGGAUGAGGAACAUUCUUAUUGGCUUCAAAAGUAUGAGUUGCACCACUAAAACAUACAACAAUCCCUGUGUAGAGUUGAUAAGAGCAUUGAUG
Messenger RNA from Haliotis rubra (blacklip abalone), 1368 nucleotides. RefSeq lists its product as uncharacterized. The coding region runs from base 54 to 461 and encodes 135 amino acids. The record is from RefSeq and is a predicted model, not a curated record. Lineage: Eukaryota; Metazoa; Mollusca; Gastropoda; Lepetellida; Haliotidae. The transcript is spliced from 2 exons.